Molecule: messenger RNA, 864 nt
Organism: Cladocopium goreaui
Lineage: Eukaryota; Dinophyceae; Suessiales; Symbiodiniaceae
Source: the annotation of a GenBank genome assembly
AUGGCCACGGCUCCGAGGGACGUGCUGACGAAGAUCGUUCACGCCGAUGCCGUGGAUGAACACAUGCACAUGGUCAGUGGCGCCGACGAAAUGGAGGCAAAGCCCGACUCCUUGGAGGUUUGCAAGGCAGUGAAAAUCUCCAGCCCGAAUCUUGGGCAGAAACCGCAGAGGGUCCAGGCUCGCCCCAAAGUUGAUGAUAAAGACGGCGGCAGCUACCAGGGAGAGUGGCUGGGAUGCUUCCGCCACGGCAAGGGGACGCAGGUGUGGGCCGAUGGCACCCGCUAUAGUGGCCAGUGGUACCAUGACUUGCCUCAUGGUCACGGCAAAUUGGAGCAGGGGGAUGUCUACGAGGGCCAGUGGAAGUAUGGCAAGGCCUGUGGCCACGGGAAACACAUUGCAACCAACAAAGUGCGGUACGAAGGUGAAUGGCACAACGACCAAAAGCACGGCCAUGGAGAAGAGCACUACGCCGAUGGAGGAAGGUAUUCGGGAAGCUACGACGAAGGAAAUAAAUCCGGCGAGGGCAUUUAUCGUUGGCCUGAUGGCUCUGAAUACCGAGGCCACUUCUGUGAAAAUUUCUUCACUGGCCAAGGCCGGCAGAAGUGGGCCGACGGUCGAAGCUACGAUGGUCAGUGGCAGGCCAAUGUGAUGCAUGGCCAUGGUCGCUUUCGGUGGCCCGAUGGUCAGACGUACGUUGGAAGCUACAGAAACGGCUUGAGGCACGGCAAAGGGAAGUUCCAGUGGCCGGACGGGCGCGUCUAUGAUGGUGAAUGGGAAGAUGGGAAGCAGCACGGGAAGGGAACUCUGAUUCAAAAGGGCCAGGUCAUCAAGGGCGAAUGGUCCAAGGGCCUGCGGGUGAAAUGA